Cucumis sativus (cucumber) is the source of this 2606-nucleotide messenger RNA. RefSeq names its product pentatricopeptide repeat-containing protein At4g19890. Lineage: Eukaryota; Viridiplantae; Streptophyta; Magnoliopsida; Cucurbitales; Cucurbitaceae. The transcript has a single exon. Gene Ontology annotation, molecular function: protein binding. The record is from RefSeq and is a predicted model, not a curated record. Bases 54 to 2240 code for a protein of 728 amino acids.
AAACAAACAAAUCUAACGUCAAAGUUUCUCAUACUUUUAUUUUUAUAUAUUUGAUGAACUCAACAAAUCCUCGACAAUUAGCAUUGAAUGGAGGGAGAGGUCCUGCAGUUUUUAUACCUUUGAUGCAGUUCUUGGCGUCUCUCCGAAUUCUGAGGCCCCAUGGAUUUCUCCAGAAAUUAUGUUCCUUUCAACAGGGAUCUUCAGCUUCUGCCUCCCUCGCAUUUUUCUCCUCAACUCAUUUUGAUUCCAUCUCUUCGCCGCACCAUGAUUUUUCUUCUUCUUCUUCGUUGCAGUCCCCUCUGAAAAAGAUUUGUUCAUUAGUUCUCGACACUUAUUUACGUCAACCCCAUCUGAGAUUCUCUCCAUCUAAGCUGAAUCUUGAUAUGGAUGCUGCCUCUUUGACUCAUGAGCAAGCCAUUUCUGCCGUUGCUUUGCUUGCUAGCGAGGAGGGUUCAAUGGUCGCGCUGAGUUUCUUUUACUGGGCAGUUGGGUUCCCCAAAUUCCGGUAUUUCAUGCGGCUCUACAUAGUUUGUACGAUGUCAUUGGUUGGCAAAUGUAAUCUAGAGCGAGCUCAUGAAGUUGUGGAGUGUAUGGUAGGUGUUUUUGCAGAAAUUGGGAAGUUGAAGGAGGCGGUGGAUAUGAUCCUUGACAUGAGAAAUCAGGGACUUGUGUUGACCACCAGGGUAAUGAAUCGUAUUAUCCUGGUGGCUGCUGAAAUGAGGCUGGUUGAAUAUGCAGGCAAUGUGUUCGACGAAAUGUCUGCAAGAGGUGUGUAUCCUGAUUCUUGCACUUAUAAGUAUAUAAUUGUAGGUUACUGUAGAAAUGGUAAUGUUUUGGAAGCAGAUAGGUGGAUAUGUGAGAUGAUGGAGAGAGGUUUUGUGGUUGAUAAUGCCACACUGACUUUGAUUAUUACAGCAUUUUGUGAAAAAAGUUUAGUAAACAGGGCAGUUUGGUUUUUCCAUAAGGUUACUAAGAUGGGUUUAUCACCAAAUUUGAUAAACUAUUCAUCUAUGAUUAGUGGGUUGUGCAAGAGGGGUAGUGUUAAGCAAGCAUUUGAGUUAUUGGAAGAGAUGGUUAAAAAUGGAUGGAAACCCAAUGUGUAUACCCACACAUCAUUAAUUCAUGGCCUUUGCAAGAAGGGAUGGACAGAGAGAGCUUUUAGACUGUUUCUUAAACUUAUUAGAAGUGAUAAUUACAAGCCAAAUGUGCACACUUACACAGCCAUGAUAAGUGGGUACUGCAAAGAGGAGAAGUUGAGUAGAGCUGAAAUGUUGUUUGAAAGAAUGAAAGAACAGGGACUGGUUCCAAACACCAACACUUAUACAACACUUAUUGAUGGGCACUGUAAGGCUGGGAAUUUCAGUAAAGCGUAUGAAUUGAUGGAGUUGAUGUCUAAUGAAGGUUUCUUCCCUAAUACAUGUACCUACAAUUCAAUUGUUGAUGGUCUCUGCAAAAGAGGGAGAGCUGAAGAGGCUUUCAAGCUGCUAAAUACAGGAUUUCAAAAUCAAAUUGAAGCUGACGGUGUCACAUACACCAUUCUGAUAUCUGAGCAGUGUAAGCGAGCCGAUAUGAACCAAGCCCUUGUGUUUUUAAAUAAGAUGUUUAAAGUUGGUUUCCAGCCUGACAUUCAUUUAUAUACCACUUUGAUUGCUGCAUUCUGCAGGCAAAAUAUGAUGAAGGAUAGUGAAAAGUUGUUUGAUGAAGUUAUUAAGCUUGGGUUGGCUCCAACAAAGGAAACUUACACAUCCAUGAUAUGUGGCUAUUGUAGGGAGAAAAAGGUUAGCUUAGCAGUCAAGUUUUUCCAGAAGAUGAGUGACCAUGGUUGUGCACCAGAUAGCAUUAGUUAUGGUGCUUUAAUCAGUGGCCUUUGUAAAGAGUCGAGGCUGGAUGAGGCUCGCCAAUUAUAUGAUACCAUGAUAGACAAAGGGCUGUCUCCUUGCGAAGUUACACGGGUGACAUUGACUUAUGAGUAUUGCAAAACAGAAGACUUUGCUUCGGCCAUGGUUAUAUUGGAACGGCUGAACAAGAAGCUUUGGAUACGCACAGUUCAUACGCUAAUAAGGAAGCUUUGUUGCGAGAAAAAAGUCGCCUUGGCAGCUCUGUUCUUUCAUAAGUUACUGGAUAAGGAGGUCAAUGUCGACCGUGUGACUUUGGCUGCAUUCAACACUGCCUGUAUUGAAAGCAAUAAGUAUGCUCUUGUUUCGGACUUAUCCGAGAGGAUUUCAAAAGGUAUCGGCUAACCUUCUAAAUACUGGAAUGAUAAAUGAAUUUAUCGUGUUGAAGAGAAGAGCAAUGGAGGAUAAUGAUCAAAGAUAGAUUUAGUUCUCUUGAUUUGAUUCCAAGCCAGCUGCAUCUCAGGGAUGUCUUCUAAGAUGAUAAAGCUUGGCCUGCACUUCAAGAACAGUGCAGGUAAUUCAAGUUUUGAUUCAUAAUCUCUCUUUCUUUAAGGAAUAUAUAAUCUCUUUUGUUAUUGUUGUUAUUACUAUUUAUCUAUUUAUUGUUUUAUAAGAAGAAAUAUUGAAAUUAUAUGAAGAAUUAUUUGCUGUUACAGCCACACAUUGAACAAUUUUCUGGCUCAGACACUCAUGAAUAUAUUUAAAAAAAAA